Didymella exigua CBS 183.55 is the source of this 1059-nucleotide messenger RNA. Its product is annotated as GroES-like protein. The transcript has 3 exons. The record is from RefSeq and is a predicted model, not a curated record. Gene Ontology annotation, molecular function: zinc ion binding; oxidoreductase activity. Bases 1 to 1059 code for a protein of 352 amino acids. Lineage: Eukaryota; Fungi; Ascomycota; Dothideomycetes; Pleosporales; Didymellaceae.
AUGCCAGAAAUUCCAAAGGAGCAGUGGGCGCAGGUCAUCGAGAAGACCGGCGGUCCUGUCGAGUACAAGAGAAUUCCUGUACAAGAGCCCGGUCCAGAUGAAGUUCUCGUCAACAUCAGGUACUCUGGUGUCUGCCACACUGAUCUCCACGCUGUGAACGGUGACUGGCCCCUGGCCACUAAGCUACCUCUCGUCGGUGGCCACGAGGGAGCCGGUGUUGUUGUUGCCAAGGGCAACCUCGUCAAUGAUAUCGAAAUUGGUGACUACGCUGGUGUCAAAUGGAUCAACGGAACCUGCCUUGCCUGCGAUUUCUGCCAGCAGUCUGACGAGCCCCUCUGCUCAAAGGCCCUCCUCUCUGGUUACACGGUGGAUGGUACCUUCCAGCAAUACUGCAUUGCAAAGGCUGCCCACAUUGCCCACAUCCCUAAGGAGUGCGCUCUUGAUGCCAUUGCCCCUGUUCUUUGCGCCGGUAUCACCGUCUACAAGGGUCUGAAGGAGUCUGGCGUCAAGCCCGGCCAGUGGGUUGCCAUCGUCGGUGCUGGCGGUGGUCUCGGAUCCCUUGCUUGCCAGUACGCUAAGGCUAUGGGCUGCCGUGUCAUAGGUAUCGACACUGGUGACGAGAAGAAGAAGAUGAUCACUGAGGAGCUCGGUGGUGAGGUAUUCGUCGACUUUGCUUCCUCAAAGAACGUCGUUGCCGAUGUACAGAAGGCUACACCCGAUGGUCUUGGUCCCCACGCUGUCAUCCUUGUCGCUGUAAACGAGAAGCCCUUCCAGCAGGCUGCUGAAUACGUUCGACCUCGCGGUACCGUCAUCUGCAUUGGUCUUCCCGCCGGCGCAUACCUCAAGGCUCCCGUAUUCGAGUCUGUCAUCAAGAUGGUCAGAAUUCAAGGUUCCUACGUUGGCAACCGCAAGGACAGUGCAGAGGCCAUCGACUUCUUCGCUCGUGGCUUGAUCAAAGCACCAUUCAAGGUCGUCGGUCUCUCCGAGCUCCAGAUGGUCUACGACAAGAUGCGCGCUGGUGCCAUCGCUGGACGUUACGUCCUUGACACCUCAAAGUAA